Molecule: messenger RNA, 336 nt
Organism: Zingiber officinale
Lineage: Eukaryota; Viridiplantae; Streptophyta; Magnoliopsida; Zingiberales; Zingiberaceae
Exons: 2
Coding region: 1-336 (111 amino acids)
Source: RefSeq, a predicted model, not a curated record
AUGGUUGAUUCUACUUCUGGGUGUGAGCAAAUCUACAUGUUGGAUGCUUAUCAGGGGUACCAUCAAAUCCCCCUUGCCCUAGAGGAUCAGGAGAAGAGCAGGAGGAACGUUGAAGUCUACGUAGAUGACAUCCUCAUUAAUUUCACUCAAGCAGUAGAUCUUAUUGCGAAUGUCGAAGAAACUUGUCGCACCUUGUGGGAGUACGGGUUAAAGAUGAAUACCCUGAAGUGCUUAUUCGGAGCUAGAGGGGAGUUUUUGGGAUACCUGGUCACUGAGCGGGGAAUUGAAGCCAACCUGGAAAAGAUGCAAGCACUUCAAGACAUGCAAGCUUCGUGA